AAUUCAGACAUCGAUGUUUUGCCACCACUAGUUUGAUUCGGGUUGGAAAAAGAAACAAAAAAAAUUAAACAAAAACUGGAAUCACUCGAGAACGCUGCGAUUCCCAUUAAACAUAUAUUUAUAAGUGAAAAACGCAACGAAAAGUGCAAGUGGCGGACGAGCCAGCGCUCCAAGGCAGGCCAACUCACACAGUGAUACAAGUAAAGUACAAAACAGGCGCGCCUGCCAGACAAAGGAUAGGUGAAAACGCAUACUCCGCACACCAAAACACACACAUACACACACACACACACGGCACACACUCACGACUCACGAUGUCAACCGGAAGGCCCAUAAAAUGUGUUGUCGUCGGUGACGGCACUGUCGGAAAGACCUGCAUGCUAAUCUCCUAUACGACAGACUGCUUUCCCGGCGAAUAUGUGCCCACAGUCUUUGACAACUACUCGGCCCCGAUGCAAGUGGACACAAUACAGGUCUCGCUGGGACUGUGGGACACGGCGGGACAGGAGGACUACGACCGACUCCGACCGCUCUCCUACCCGCAGACAGACGUCUUCCUGAUAUGCUACAGCGUGGCGAGCCCCUCGUCCUUCGAGAACGUCACAUCGAAAUGGUAUCCGGAGAUAAAGCACCACUGCCCCGACGCGCCCAUCAUUCUAGUUGGGACCAAAAUCGAUUUGCGCGAAGAUCGAGAGACACUGAGCGGCCUCGCUGAGCAGGGGCUGACGCCACUGAAGCGCGAGCAGGGCCAGAAGCUGGCGAACAAGAUACGCGCUGUCAAAUACAUGGAGUGCUCUGCCUUGACGCAGCGCGGCCUGAAGCCGGUGUUCGAGGAAGCGGUGCGCGCCGUGCUCAGACCAGAACCGCAAAAGCGACGCCAGCGAAAGUGUUUAGUUAUGUAAAUAAGGUAACAUGUUAUUGGCGACAGAGAUUCCUCGGAAGCGACACGUAAGCCGGCGAGACGGCCGACAUAGACACUCACGCAGCGUCCUCAUCGACAAAUCAAACAACAGAACUCAUUCACUGGGCCUCAUAUUUAUUUACAUAAGUUUAAAAUUACUCCUAAUGUACCAGGCUCUUGGUGGCACCGGUAGGCAGCUAUAAAGCAACGAUAAUGCGCUUGAAUCUCAAAUCUGGCGUUGCUUAAGUAUUUCUUAUGGGGCCAUUAGGAGUAAAUAUUUUUGGCACAAAAUCACAAAAUCCCUCCCGCGACAACUAAAACAGAACAACAGAGAAUCGUAAAUCUAAUGCAGAUACAUAUGUAGAAAUCUAGUCAAUUGAAUCGAAUGUAUUGUACUAAUAGUAACAAGCAGCGAGUGCACAUUAUAAGAACCGCAGCCAACUCACAGCUAAAAA
Messenger RNA from Drosophila kikkawai, 1356 nucleotides. RefSeq names its product Rac family small GTPase Mtl (gene Mtl). The record is from RefSeq and is a predicted model, not a curated record. Gene Ontology annotation, molecular function: GTP binding; GTPase activity. Lineage: Eukaryota; Metazoa; Arthropoda; Insecta; Diptera; Drosophilidae. Gene Ontology annotation, biological process: small GTPase-mediated signal transduction.